CAGCUCUGCCCGCUCCAUGGAGGCGGCGCGGGGCUGGAAUGGGUACGGGAGGCGGGAGCGGCCGCCGCCCUCCCCGGAGCAGCCGAGCGUCCCCCCGGGCACCGACACCGGCACCGCGGAUGGGUGGCGGGGAGAGCGGCCCCGAAGCGAGGAGGACAACGAGCUGAGCCUGCCCGGGCUGGCCGCCGCCUACACCUCCAUCCUGCGGGCUCUGGGCGAGGAUCCGCAGCGGCAGGGGCUGCUCAAGACGCCCUGGAGAGCGGCCACCGCCAUGCAGUUCUUCACCAAGGGCUACCAGGAGACCAUCGCGGAUGUCCUGAAUGACGCCAUCUUUGACGAAGACCAUGAUGAGAUGGUAAUUGUGAAGGACAUAGACAUGUUCUCAUUGUGUGAGCAUCACCUCGUUCCAUUUGUUGGAAAGGUACACAUUGGUUAUCUCCCCAACAAACAAGUGCUUGGUCUCAGCAAGCUUGCUAGGAUCGUGGAAAUAUACAGCAGAAGAUUACAAGUCCAGGAACGCCUUACCAAACAAAUUGCAAUUGCCAUCACAGAAGCCUUACAGCCCGCCGGGGUCGGCGUCGUCGUGGAAGCUACGCAUAUGUGCAUGGUAAUGCGUGGGGUACAGAAAAUGAACAGUAAAACAGUAACCAGCACAAUGCUCGGGGUAUUCCGGGAAGAUCCAAAGACCCGUGAAGAAUUCCUGACCCUCAUCAGGAGCUGAAACUGUUACCCUCUGGAUGCACUCUGGAUUGUUCUCUCCCGUGUCACUGUCUGUCCUUGUUCCCACAUCCCAGUUCUAAACUAAAUUGUCGUGAAUUGUUGUCAUAGUCUUUGUGCAGUGAAAGGCUUCUGGUGGCAAAUGGAAAAGGUAGGGAUGAGGGAGGCUCCUCCUGGACUUCCACUGGUGCUGAUGUCACAGAGUUACAAGCCACAGAUAGGAGUAUGGAAAUGUCUUUUCCAUCCAUGGUGCAGAAUAUCCAACUGUCAGGAGAGAAGUGGGGCUUAGGAGUGAAGUGGAUAUUUAUGAAAUAGUCGUGUUUAUUAGAAUAAAUGUGGAGCAGCACAGGAAACAGCUGAAAGGAAGUGGAUCUUCAUAGGAUUGGGAUUGUCCCAGAUUAUUGGACUAUGUUUUAUUGCAAAUCCUGCAGUGGCUGUUUCAGUACCUGGAUAUGUGUGUUAUACCUCUGAGUUGUUACUUCUCGUGUGUUUUAUAUUCUUCCUAGUAUUAACCUUCCUUUUUGUGGUUUGUUUGUUUGGUUGGUUGGUUGGUUGGGUUUUUGGGGUUUGUUGUUUUUUUUUUUUUUUUGUUUGCUUGUUUGUUUGAAAAAUGUGUAGACUCCAUUUUUUCUUAUCCUAUUAACAGGCAGGGAAUUAACUUCUGAAUUAUUUGGGGCACAGCCCUGUCUCAUUCCAAAGGGGUUUAUGCACCUUUUUUCUCUGUGCCUCAGAAUGUCUGACCACUUGAACUGUCAGUUUCUUACUGUUUUUAAGGAAACUUUAACAGAGGAGAGGAAAAAAACCUGCAGAGUACCGAGGUAUCCAAAGAGAUUUUAAAUUAUAUUUAUACCUUGAGCUUUCCUUCUUGGAUACCCACGGGUUAGACUGAGAAGCUAAAGUCUGAUAAUGUGAAAAUGAAGAUUUACAAGCAUUCCAAAGUUUCCAUUUCCAAUGCUGGACCAAAGGUGAGCAUGAAAUUCUGAGCAGAGCACAUGGAACCUCCCCUCCCUGCAGACAGGUUGGGUCAUUUCAGGGCAGAGUAACCUGCAGUGACAACAGCUCAUUUCAUAAGAGCAGCUGAGAAAAGCAUUUCCAGGGCCACCAGAAUGAAUCGAACCACAUUUUUUUUUUUCUGUGUAUGUAACAAACUCUGCAACUGGCAGAAUUGGUACAAAAAGUUUCAGUCCAGCUGGACUUGGCUGAACUUCUGCUUUGUUACCAUUUUAAUGGGUGUUUUGUAACUUAAUUGGGAAAAGAUGAGGCUCAAAUGAAAACCACCCUCCUAACCCCCAGCUUGCAAAACAAAUGUCAGCCAGGGGGUUGGAUGCCCACAGGUUCCAGGGGCUCUCUCUGCUUUGCUGGGUAUCAAUCCAAGAUGUCCUGUUCACGAAGCUCCUGCUCUGGCCAGCUCCAUCUCACCAACAUUCCUCCCUCUUGCUCCAGCCCCUGGUGGAAACACAAUUAAAAUCGUGUCUGCUCAGACUGGGCCUAAAGAACUUUUUCAAGAGGAACAAGCUCGUGUGUUUAAUUAUGUUAAUUUUACUUUGAGGACUUUGACAGCAUUAUUGGAAAAAUAUUUUGUAACAUCCUCUGUCCUGGAUUCUGUAGGAUUAGGUGCCGUAACAGUGUUUGUCACUGGUGUAGACAGGCUGUGCUGCACAUUGCUAAACCACACCAACUCAGUGGCAUUUAUUUUCCUGAAAUUGCCAGUUUUCAGUUCACUAUGUUACAAAUAUCCAGCUGAAAAGCCUUAAAUCUUUCUUGCCUGAAGCUGGCAGUAAACCUCUAUUUUUAGCUCAACUGGAAGGAGAUUUUGAGGACCAAAGGGGCACAUACCUGUACACUUAUUUCUCUUUCUUUGCUUUAGCUUAGAAAAUAAGUUUCUGUAAAACACUCUCUUUCUCCUGAGGCACCAAAAAUGUUGGGUUUUAACCACUUAUCUCUAUUCAGGAUAAAGUUCACGUUACGUCACCACUGUUUUUUAUUUCCAUGCGACCUGUAGUCCUUAAAACAUACCUCUCUCUACUCGUGGCCUUGGAUUUUGUUCCCAUUUUUGCUGUUGUGAGUGUCAGUGCAUUUUUUGGAGCGUCGGCUUUGUUCAAAUACAGGAGCUUUAACUACACCCCGUGUGUAAAUAUGUAUAGGAUGUACAGCCCGUGUUGUA
Messenger RNA from Cinclus cinclus, 2881 nucleotides. RefSeq names its product GTP cyclohydrolase 1 (gene GCH1). Gene Ontology annotation, cellular component: cytoplasm. The coding region runs from base 17 to 721 and encodes 234 amino acids. The transcript has 6 exons. The record is from RefSeq and is a predicted model, not a curated record. Lineage: Eukaryota; Metazoa; Chordata; Aves; Passeriformes; Cinclidae. Gene Ontology annotation, molecular function: GTP binding; zinc ion binding; GTP cyclohydrolase I activity. Gene Ontology annotation, biological process: tetrahydrobiopterin biosynthetic process; tetrahydrofolate biosynthetic process.